Molecule: messenger RNA, 3432 nt
Organism: Patiria miniata (bat star)
Lineage: Eukaryota; Metazoa; Echinodermata; Asteroidea; Valvatida; Asterinidae
Product: cholinesterase 1-like
Exons: 9
Coding region: 123-1937 (604 amino acids)
Biological process (GO): acetylcholine catabolic process; choline metabolic process
Cellular component (GO): plasma membrane
Molecular function (GO): acetylcholinesterase activity
Source: RefSeq, a predicted model, not a curated record
AUUCAAGAUUGACAAGUUUUGCUGUCUCACAACGGUCCAUUAGCACACGAGCUCAGUCAAACAGACCAUUUAUCCUGUAAGCAUAAAUAAGAGGAAUUGGCUGCCCAAUUCCACUCGUAAACAUGGGUAAUUUGUACAUGGUGGUACGUACGAUCGUAGCCAUUGGUGUAUUUUUGGCCCAAACGAAGGCCCAAGAUCAACCCACUGUUACCGUGAAAGAAGGAGUUCUGGUCGGCACCACCGAGACUUUUGAGGAGUCCCAAUUCAUCCGUGUGAACAAAACCAUUGAUGUCUUCAAGGGGAUACCAUUCGCUGAGCCGCCCGUGGGGCCGCUGCGAUUCAGGCCCCCGGUGGCAAAAGAGCCGUGGGUCGGUACAUACGACGCCACGUACUUCAGAGAUGCCUGUAUGCAGGACCCAUCAACUGUGGGUGCACCCGUUAGCGAAGACUGCCUACAUCUCAACAUCUAUGCACCAAAACCCGCAUUGCCAGAGGGCGCUGCCGUCAUGGUCUGGAUACAUGGUGGUGGUUUCAGUACUGGAUCUAGUCGUGAGCUGUUGUAUCAAGGGCAGCCACUGGUUGCAUCGGGUGACGUCAUCGUUGUCUCAAUCAAUUAUCGCCUGAAUGCAUUCGGGUUUCUCACAACAGGUGAUGAAGCUUUGCCGGGAAACAUUGGACUCAUGGAUCAAGUCCUAGCGUUGGAGUGGAUUAAGGACAAUAUUGCAGCUUUCGGUGGUGAUAUAAACCGCAUUACUAUCUUCGGUGAGAGUGCAGGAUCGGCCAGCGUCCAUUUUCAAAUACUGUCUCAACAGUCCGUGGGUCUGUUUGACCGUGCAAUAAUGCAGAGUGGUACAGCUUUUUCACCUUGGGCGUUUUCCGAGGACAAGGAGAGGCUACGAAAGCAGGCUUUAGACAUCGGGCAGAAGCUUGGCUGUGGAGUAUCUGAGAGUACCGCCCUGGUGAACUGCCUGAGAGACAAGAACGCAACUGAACUUUACGGGGCAAUAGACAUUAACACCUUUCUUUCCGCCGUGGUAGUGGAUGGGAGCUUCUUGGUCGACACACCAGAAGCUCUGUACGCAACUGGUCGGUACAAUCACGCUGACCUUCUCCUAGGCACAAAUAAAGAUGAAGGCACGCUGAGUGUAUUGGCCAACCCUCGCUUCUCCGACUACGUUACCUCCGAGGAACCUCCGACGCUGAGCAGACAGGAUUUUGAUGAACUUAUCGCCGGUGACUUCUAUCUGGAUGGUAAAAAUAAACUAGUUCAUGACGCUAUCGGAAUGCAGUAUAUUGACUGGUCCCAGGCAGACUUCAGCGACCAUGACUACUAUCGCUCGUACGUGGAGUUCGCGACGGAUUUCUACUUUGCUAGCGGGACGGACAUGGUGGCGCGCUUCCAUUUCCAUGGCAACGACAGUGUCUUCCUGUAUCAGAUGACGCACGUGCCCUCUGUGUCUUUAUACGUCCUUUACGGCGGACCAGGUUGGCUUGGUUGCGGUCACGCUGAAGACAUCCCGUUUGUGUUCGGCCUUCCCUUCGUCCCAAAUGAGGCUCCCUUCUUUGCCGCAUUCACGGUAGAAGAAAAAGAAUUGUCCGUCGAGUUUAUGGAGUUCUGGACCACUUUUGCCAAAACUGGAAACCCUGGCGUGCCGCCACAAGGCUCCCCUCCCGACUCCCAGCGCGAUUUCUGGCCCCGCUUUACCGUCCCGGAGUUGGAGUACAAGGAACUCAGCUUAAAUCUGCCCACAUCCAGGGCACUCAAGAGUCAGCAGUCUUAUUUCUGGAACUCCUACAUCAUUCAGCUCAACACUAUGCUCGCCGAUAUGGAUGAAGCAGAACGUGAAUGGAGACAAGCAUUCUCCACCUGGAAGUACACGGAUCUGGCCGAUUGGAGGAACGAGUUCGCCGAGUACAAAGCAAUCAAUGUGAAUUAAUAAAACAAAUAAAUACUCACAUAAAUCGAAGGAAAGACUACAAUUUGUUACAUUAAAUAGAUAAAAUCUUAGAAAAUUAAGAUUAGAUUCAUUCUUUAUCAAAUUAAUUUACUCACAAAACAGUCCUCUUUUCACAGUUCUAAUUGUAAUACUUGAAUAUUUACAGUGUACAUUCCAAUCAUGUUUCAAACCGUUUGCACUUCUUUUGAACAGUGUUUCAGUUUAACAAUUGAUCAUAUUGUUAUGUUUUUGUUAACGUUUGUCAAUAUUCUAAUGUUAAAAGAAUGCUUAAUUUUCUGGCUAACCUCAAUUUAAACCAAGUUGAAUAUAAAAUUGUUUGCAGUGAAGGAAACAAAAUCAGUUGCUCUUUGCUCAAUCGGAUCACACUUUUGACCUUGAUUUUGUCGGCACCAAAUAUUUAUAAAAGCGAUUGUGUUAUCUGUCCGCUAACUUAAAGGAUAUUUCAUGAUAAAUCAUUUUGUUGGAUUAAGCUGGGUUCGUCAUAUUGGUAGGUUAAGUUAUUUUAGAGUACGCCUUCAAACUGUUUGACCAGUUAUUUAUAUCAACCGCUGAACUUUGCACGAGGACAUCAUGGGCGAUUCUUUCAUUCCAGAACCUCGUUGCAAAUGCCUUGCGAGUCAUCCUCCCAAUGUUUGCGUUUCAAAAUCAGCUCACAGCCACACCCUGUAGGGUGUCACAUCCUCUCUCCUGCCGAAAACAAAAACAAAUCCGAAUCUUUGCACAAACGCAACCGAAAUUUAAACAUAUUUGGAGAGGGUUGCAGAAAUAUUCACUGACUUUGACUGACACCGUGCCUUAGACCCAUUUUGAUGGUUGGGUCCUUCAACACCCUACACAUCUUUAGCCCCAAUUGGCCGUCGACGUAUUAAAUAGAUAACAAGAAUGUCAAUGCCGAGUGAGACCCAAUUCGCCUCUAGUUUUCUUAUGUUACCCAGGUGCAAAACAGGCUUUUAGAGAUGUCAGUUUGGCCUGCCUUGCUUAGUACUGCUUCAACAUGAAAUACCAGUCUCCAGCGCUUACCAUACCAGCGCUUUGAAAUUGGUCAUGCAGGCCUGGGUUCGGGGGAAAUGAAAAUAUAUAUUCUAACUAGAAUGUCGACAACACAACUUUAAAUUAAAUAAAUAAAUAAAACAAGAUUUUGCUGGCUUGGCACUCCUGCUUAUCUAUUUCCCUCUCAACACCCAAAGAUUCAAAUAUAAUUUACGUCAGAAUAGGUAUCAAUGAUGAAUGGCAUAUGUUUGGACUCCACUGCCUCGCAAUAAUGUGUGAAGCGUUUAAGAUAACCAAAAUAUUCGUCAACCUGCCUCUCCAUUUUUGGAACAUUUUCACGUUUUGCGUAUUGUCAUGCUUCAUAGAAACAAAAGCAACUCAUGCAACGGCCUUUUGGAUCAAAUAACACAGCUUUUUCAAUUCUACAUAUGUAAUGAUAUCCUAACCCCAAACAGUACACCUUUUUAAUAACUCACUCCAGGUU